AUGCCGUUCGCUAAGCCCACAGUCGAGGAUAACGAUGAUAGCAGAGUGUUGGGAUAUGAUCCGUUGCUCUCGCCUCAAUUCCUUCAGACGGAGGUGCCAGUGUCUACCGCUGCGGUAGAAACCGUCCGAUCAAGCCGUAAGGAGGUUAUUGAGGUCAUUGAACAGCGUGAUGACCGCCUUCUCGUCGUCUGUGGCCCAUGCUCAAUUCACGACCCUGCUACAGCGCUCGAGUACGCUGAACGCCUAAAAGCACUGUCCGAUAAACUGAAGGGAGAUCUCUGUAUCAUCAUGCGAGCAUACUUGGAGAAGCCUCGAACGACUGUUGGGUGGAAGGGACUGAUCAAUGAUCCCGACAUCGAUGAAUCCUACAACAUCAAUAAGGGACUUCGCAUCUCCCGAAAACUGUAUGCUGAUCUUAACGGUAUGGGUAUGCCAAUUGCAAGCGAGAUGUUGGAUACAAUCUCGCCUCAGUAUCUGGCCGAUUUGAUAUCUCUGGGUGCCAUUGGUGCCCGUACCACUGAAUCCCAGCUGCAUCGUGAGCUAGCUUCGGGUCUCAGUUUCCCAAUUGGGUAUAAGAACGGCACAGACGGAAGUAUUGGGGUUGCAAUUGAUGCUAUUGGUGCUGCAGAGAAGCCUCAUCGCUUCUUAGGAGUCACCAAGCAAGGCCUGGCCGCUAUCACCAAGACAACAGGCAACGAGCAUGGGUUCGUCAUCCUUCGCGGUGGCACAAAGGGCACCAAUUAUGACGCAGAGAGUAUUGCUGCUGCCCGUGAGCAGCUAGCGAAGAAGAAACAGCGUGAGAUCCUCAUGGUUGAUUGCUCGCAUGGUAACUCCAAGAAGGACCAUCGAAAUCAGCCUCUGGUCGCUCAGUGUGUCGGCGACCAGUUGCGCAAGGGCGAGGAGGGUAUCAUCGGAGUCAUGAUUGAGUCCAAUAUUGCUGAAGGCAACCAGAAGGUUCCUCCAGAAGGCCCGUCCGGCCUCAAGAAGGGUGUCAGUAUCACCGAUGCCUGUAUCAACUGGGAAACCACAGUCGAUGUCCUCGAACAGCUCGCCGAAGCUGUGCGUACAAGAAGGGAAGUUCGUUCAAAGAAGGAAUAG
Trichophyton verrucosum HKI 0517 is the source of this 1098-nucleotide messenger RNA. RefSeq lists its product as uncharacterized. Gene Ontology annotation, biological process: aromatic amino acid biosynthetic process. Lineage: Eukaryota; Fungi; Ascomycota; Eurotiomycetes; Onygenales; Arthrodermataceae. Gene Ontology annotation, cellular component: cytoplasm. The record is from RefSeq and is a predicted model, not a curated record. The coding region runs from base 1 to 1098 and encodes 365 amino acids. The transcript is spliced from 3 exons. Gene Ontology annotation, molecular function: 3-deoxy-7-phosphoheptulonate synthase activity.